Seminavis robusta is the source of this 468-nucleotide messenger RNA. Lineage: Eukaryota; Bacillariophyta; Bacillariophyceae; Naviculales; Naviculaceae. The record is from the annotation of a GenBank genome assembly.
AUGAGCAUUCCAAAAUACGUCUAUGUUCCUACACCAUGGUGCAUUCCACAAGAGUCAGGAGAUCCUGCUCCUGCUAUUCCUCUCCGAAUUCUUACGAACCAAGGCUCGGACCGAUGGAGUGACCACGGAGCUGGUCCACAGACCUGCAGUUUGUCCACUCUUCCUCCAACACUUCCAGUUCGACAGAGUGACCUGGCUGAAGCAAGAUAUCCACCAUCAAAUCCUCCUUUGAGACGGCCCAGAUACGACAACUGCUUGUCAAUGUUGAGUACUGAUCAGCAUCUGCAACCAUUGGUCAGCCAUGAAGAUUCAUUUGAUGCCCCUCCAAGGCAACCAAGCCGACGAUGCAUCGGGGACGAUUUGACAAGCCAAAAAUCCAGUCAAGAGGCAACCCCAUCGCAGAAUCCUUCACAGAGUAAAUGCCAGCGCAACAUCAAACAUUCCUUGGAGUACGCUAGAGCAGCAUAG